Chelonia mydas (Green sea turtle) is the source of this 3304-nucleotide messenger RNA. RefSeq names its product potassium channel tetramerization domain containing 15 (gene KCTD15). Lineage: Eukaryota; Metazoa; Chordata; Testudines; Cheloniidae. Gene Ontology annotation, molecular function: protein binding. Bases 1416 to 2216 code for a protein of 266 amino acids. The transcript is spliced from 5 exons. The record is from RefSeq and is a predicted model, not a curated record. Gene Ontology annotation, biological process: protein homooligomerization.
AAGAACAUGGAUUAUUUUACAUGGUUUAAAAAUGAAAUUUGUUAAUGUUUCUUCAGUAUUUACCCUUAAGGUUUUAAUUUUCACAUCAGUAUUAGAAAACACACAAUUCCACAGGAUAAAUACUUUUAAGAUCCAGCUCUGUGCAUUAAAUAAAUAUAUUACUUGAUAUGGUGAAUUUUAGCAGCAGUUUAUAUUGGGAAAUACAUGUAAGAAGAUAGUCAAUACAAACUAGGAUUAAGGAAGCAGAAAUAUUUAAUUUUAGGAUUAGUGGAAGUGCUUUUUACACAGUUUAGAUCGUGUUUAAGACCUAUGCUCUUUGUUGAUUAACUAAUACAAAAAUGAUUGGCUAUCGCAGCUUUAUUAAACAUUUGGGUUAUUUUAUAAUAUUAAUCUUCUCUAACAAAACAAACCUGUAUUUCAGUUCUUCUUCUGAUUCCCUCCCCCAAAUUAAAAGCCUGAAACCCCUCAAUAAGUAUGAAAAUCCAUACAAGAUUGUGAACUAUUUUAGUUUUCCAGUGAUUUUCUAUAAUUAAGUGUUUUUUCAAUGCAUACUGUAGCUGAGUGAUGCCAAAAGCAGGGGAUUGUUCAAAAAGUCCCUCCAGUGAAUAGUAUAAAUUAAAUAUCUCUACUGUAUGGGCAUGGCCUCACAGAGAGUCUUAGACAGUUUGCAGAUCAAGGCAUUUGCUGAUGUACUAACAUUAAACAAAAUCGUAAGACAGUAGCAGUGUUUAAAUAUGCACAAAUAGAUUCAGAUCACUUGAUCUUUAGCUUUCUGUGCAUAUUUUAAAAUUGGAGUCUGUAUUUCAAGACAAAUGGUAAAAUGUAAGACUUAUUUAAAGAGAACUACAAGUUCUUUGAUUUCAUUUAGAAAUUGUAGGGGUCCAGAUGAGCCCUAAUUAGGCAUAUUUUUUGUAAAACUCCAUGAGGUGUAUUUCCAAGGCAGGUCUGUGUCCUGCAAGGUCUGUACCUUUAUCAUUAGUGAUAAUAGGGUUAGAACAAAGACAGAGUUGACAUUCAGCUUGUAGCUACUGACCCUUACAUUUAAGUGAAGGAGUACAGAAUGAACAUGAGCUUGCUGUGCUCUUUGGUAGGAAUACAUCCUUGUCUGUGUUGGUAGACAGAUAUAGCAUCGACAACUAGAGAACAGGCUACUAAAGUACUACGGUGUUUUAAAAAAUUAGUUGUUUUAUUUGUGAUAUGACAUAUUUCCUAAAGGUUGCCCACAACAGGACCUUGUGGGAAAGAAGAAAGCAACAACUUUAAUCAUUAAAGGAUUCAGUCAUUUUCCUUGAAGGUGGUGCUACAGUAAAAUGUUAAUGCCAAUUUCACAUCGACUGACACAGAAGUUCUAGGACAGUGUUGAUAUUUUGUUCGCAUUCAGUGCAGAUGUCCAUUCUGCAUUUGAAGAGAAAAGGAUGUGGAUUCAUAAUGGGGAGGGAAGAAGCAUGUCCCGUCUGUCUCUAACACGGUCCCCAGUUUCUCCCCUGGCUGCUCAAGGAAUUCCUCUCCCAGCUCAACUCACCAAAUCCAAUGCUCCUGUGCACAUCGAUGUAGGAGGACACAUGUACACCAGCAGCCUGGCUACCUUGACAAAGUAUCCAGAUUCCAGAAUAAGUCGUCUGUUUAAUGGCACAGAGCCUAUUGUCUUGGACAGUUUAAAACAACAUUAUUUCAUUGAUCGAGAUGGUGAAAUUUUCAGAUACAUAUUAAGUUUCCUAAGGACAUCUAAACUGCUACUCCCAGAUGACUUUAAGGACUUUAAUCUUUUAUAUGAAGAAGCAAAGUAUUACCAGCUGCAGCCAAUGAUUAAGGAACUCGAGCGAUGGAAACAAGAGAAAGAACAAAGGAAACAUUUCCAGCCUUGCGAUUGCCUGGUCGUAAGAGUGACUCCAGAUCUCGGGGAAAGGAUUGCACUGAGUGGGGAGAAAGCUUUAAUAGAAGAGAUCUUCCCUGAGACUGGGGAUGUCAUGUGCAACUCUGUAAAUGCAGGUUGGAACCAAGACCCAACCCAUGUUAUUAGGUUUCCUUUGAAUGGAUACUGCCGGUUAAAUUCAGUGCAGGUGCUAGAAAGAUUGUUUCAGAAGGGAUUUAACGUGGCAGCUUCGUGUGGUGGAGGAGUAGAUUCCUCCCAGUUCAGUGAAUAUGUGCUGUGCCGUGAGGACAGAAGACCACAACCCACCCCAACAAUCAGAAUAAAGCAAGAACCCCUGGACUAGAACCAACCCUUCCUCCUUUGUAACCAUAGAAGUGUUUAAUAGUCCCUUAUGUGAAACACUAAGGAUUUGCAAAACAGUAUUAGCAAACAAAUUGUGAUUUUAUGUUGCCAAUUAGUGAUAUUCGAAAACUACCUGUCACAUAGCCAGCCAUGAAACACAUUUGAAAAACCCACCUGUUUGUUUUUCAUGAUGAACAACUGAGCAUGCUCAGCGUACAAGGCUUUGUGGGAAUGUACUUUCAACCGAACAGCUGUGAUGUUGAAAAAGGCAAAGCUUCACAAAGUACUGACCCUUGAUUGGGCUUCUGCAGAAAGACCAAUUAAAGCAAUUUGAAUAUGUCAGCUGGAAAACAACAGUUCUUUUGACAGCACCCCUUCCCGCCUCAAUGAUAUUCUAAGGCAACGAAACAGGGUCCACCAAAAGAAAGAUGGUACCUUAAACACUGCACUGAGUAUCUUCCCUGUCUGAAUGCCACACUUCUCUCAUAUCAGAUGUGCUUUACACCUCCAUACGUUAUGUUACAUUUCUGUGAUUGUAACUCAUUUGUGCUAGCAAAUGGCUUAUUUUUAUAAAACUUUACAACUGAAAUAACUCUGUGUACAGAAUAUAAAAUCAGAGAAGGACCAAUUCAUAGUCAUCUGGUGCUCAGUACUUUAAGCACAAUUGAGGACUAGUUGUUGGUAAAAUGUGCAAAAGUAGGGAUUUUUUAGUAAGGCCAUCUGACAUCAAAAGGGCAUAGCACAGGCCCCAAAAGUGGAGUUAUAGUUCUUUUGAGAUGCCAAUUUUGUUUUCUUCUUUCUCUCAGAGUUUCAAUGUUUUGCAUCAUCAGUGGAGUGGUGGUUCUGCCAAGCAUUUGACAAAGCAUCUGCCAUUAUCCUUUGUUAUUCGUUUACUGAACAUACUUAAAACCCACGUACAGGAGCAGGAGUUAACCAUUUUGGACACCCCUUAUUCUCCGUGGCCCUGGAAUUUUUACAAACGAUAAUAAAGCCCCAUACUUCUCUCUGUCUGACAGGAGCAGGCCAGGUUUUGUUUCGAUAUUUUUCCUUCUAUUAAUUUUGAACUACUAUUAAAAUAUUGAUUUUUUA